UACCCCACGUGAAACUUUGAUAAAGUUCGGUGUAAAUUUAAUUAGCGCGUGUUAUUAAAUGAAAAAGUUUCAAUUUUAACUCUUCAAAAUGCCCAUGCCAGACAAGAUAUUAAUGCGAAAAAUUAAAAAGCGGGAGAAGAAAAAGUUGAAAUUGAUCGCAAAGAAAAGUGCCGGAGAAAAUGAAGAAGAAAACAAUCAAGAUAACGUACCGUCCGUUGUAUCAACGAAGAGAGCGUCUGAAAAUAUUGAAAACAAUACUGAGGUAGUUCCAAAAAAAAAAAAGAAGAAGAAGCCAAAAUCAGAGUCAGUGGUGGAAGAAACAGAAAUAAAAGAAGAGCCAGUGGAAAACUCAGAUGAUGAUGCUAGCCAAGAUGAUGAUAAGAAAAAUGAUGAAAGUCAAUUACCUGGAUCCAGUCUGUGCUUAGGAAUAUUAUCAGACCAGAAGUUUUCAUGUUUGGAUGGAAAAGUAUGUGAAGCUACAUUAAUGGGUAUUAAAGAUAUGGGUUUCACGACUAUGACAGAAAUUCAGGCUAAGGCAAUUCCACCCUUGUUAGAGGGAAGAGACUUGGUGGGCGCAGCUCGAACAGGCUCCGGAAAAACAUUAGCAUUCCUCAUACCUGCUAUUGAAUUGAUAUACAAAUUGAAGUUUAAACCUAGAAAUGGUACUGGUGUUAUAAUCUUAUCACCAACAAGGGAGUUGUCUAUGCAAACAUUUGGAGUACUGAUGGAGCUCAUGAAAUACCAUCAUCAUACUUAUGGAUUAGUGAUGGGAGGUGCUAACAGAAGUACUGAAGCACAGAAACUUUCUAAAGGAAUAAACAUACUAGUAGCUACACCAGGAAGGUUACUGGAUCAUUUGCAGAACACUCCAGACUUCUUGUACAAAAACUUGCAGUGCUUGGUAAUAGAUGAAGCUGAUAGAAUAUUGGAAAUUGGGUUUGAAGAGGAAGUCAAACAAAUUAUUAAGUUAUUACCAAAACGGCGGCAAACCAUGUUGUUCAGUGCCACUCAAACAAAGAAGACAGAAUCUUUAACGGCUUUAGCUGUGAAACAUGAACCAGUGUAUGUAGGAGUGGAUGAUCACAGGGAACAAGCAACAGUUGACUCAUUGGAACAAGGGUACAUAGUAUGUCCAUCAGAAAGACGCAUGAUGGUUCUUUUCACAUUCCUCAAGAAGAAUAGAAAGAAGAAAGUGAUGGUAUUCUUCUCUACCUGCAUGUCUGUCAAGUAUCAUCAUGAAUUGUUCAAUUACAUUGAUUUACCAGUUAUGUCUAUACAUGGAAAACAACAACAAGCAAAGCGCACAACAACUUUCUUCCAAUUUUGCAAUGCAGAGAGUGGAAUUUUACUGUGUACUGAUGUCGCCGCGAGAGGUCUCGACAUUCCUGCUGUCGAUUGGAUAGUUCAGUAUGAUCCUCCAGAUGAUCCUAAGGAAUACAUUCACCGAGUGGGCAGAACAGCCAGAGGUUUAGGCACCAGUGGACAUGCGUUACUGUUCUUGCGACCAGAGGAGCUGGGAUUCCUUAGAUAUUUGAAACAAUCUAAAGUUACACUCAAUGAGUUUGAAUUUUCUUGGAAUAAAGUUGCUGAUAUUCAGUUACAGCUGGAGAAGUUAAUAUCCAGAAACUACUUCCUCAAUCAAUCAGCAAAAGAGGCCUUCAAGAGUUAUCUACGCGCUUACGACUCGCACCAUUUGAAAACAAUAUUCGAUAUUGAUACAAUUGACAUGGCUAAAGUAUCAAAAUCAUUUGGUUUCACUGUUCCACCUGCAGUAGAAUUGAAGGUGACUUCUAAAGGCCCUACACAGAAACGUAAGGGUGGUGGCGGAUUUGGAUACUUCAAGAGUUUAAAUAAUCCAGGACAAAAGAAAGACGCUAAAACGAAAAUUUACAGACAAAAGGGCAACAAUAAAAGGCCAGUUAGCUGAAGCUAAAUUGGUUCACAUUUGUGACUAUUUAUAAUUUUUAGUUUAAAAGCAGUUUAUUUCUAGCUGAAUUGUUACUAAUGUUGUAUAAGCAAUGAUUACAAUGAUAAAUACAUUUGUAUGUUAAUAUUGUUGUAAAAUGUACUAUUUUAUAUUAAGCAGCAUUAAAAACUAGCCGAGAAUUUACCAUUCUUAUAUUGUUAUGAAAUGAUACCUACAAUGUAACUCCAUGUCCCAUAUGAUAAAUAAAACAAAUUUUUCAUAAA
Molecule: messenger RNA, 2190 nt
Organism: Colias croceus (clouded yellow)
Lineage: Eukaryota; Metazoa; Arthropoda; Insecta; Lepidoptera; Pieridae
Gene: pit
Product: probable ATP-dependent RNA helicase pitchoune
Exons: 11
Coding region: 89-1927 (612 amino acids)
Biological process (GO): maturation of LSU-rRNA from tricistronic rRNA transcript (SSU-rRNA, 5.8S rRNA, LSU-rRNA)
Cellular component (GO): nucleolus
Molecular function (GO): ATP binding; RNA helicase activity; nucleic acid binding
Source: RefSeq, a predicted model, not a curated record